Messenger RNA from Syngnathoides biaculeatus (alligator pipefish), 1037 nucleotides. It is a transcript of the gene tmem101, whose product is annotated as transmembrane protein 101. Gene Ontology annotation, biological process: positive regulation of canonical NF-kappaB signal transduction. The record is from RefSeq and is a predicted model, not a curated record. Bases 31 to 798 code for a protein of 255 amino acids. Lineage: Eukaryota; Metazoa; Chordata; Actinopteri; Syngnathiformes; Syngnathidae. The transcript is spliced from 4 exons.
UUGACGUCAGUCGUACACGAAACGGCCAUCAUGGCGGCGCCGAGUAGAAAGCAGCUGUUGAGGUUUCUCAGUCAGUUGGGCGCCUUUAUUUUAACCCGCUUUGGAUUUUGGAACUGCUUUUGUAUGCUGAUGCUGUUUGCUGAACGCGCCGACUCCAAAAGGAAGCCCGACAUCCACGUGCCGUACCUGUACGUAGACAUGGGGGCGGCGGUCCUGUGCGCCAGCUUCAUGUCGUUCGGGGUGAAGAGACGUUGGUUCGCCAUGGCCGCCGCCGUCCAGCUGGCGGUCAGCACAUACGUGUCGUACGUCGGCGAGCAGGUGCACUACGGUGACUGGCUCAAGGUGCGAAUGUAUUCUCGAGCGCUCGCCAUCGUCGGGGGCUUCCUGGUUCUGGCCAGCGGGGCGGGCGAGGUGUACCGGCAGAAACCACGUAGCAGGUCACUCCAGUCCACCGGACAAAUCUUUCUGGGGGUCUACCUCAUAUGCGUGGUGUACUCGCUGCAGCACAGCAAGGAGGACCGCCUGGCCUACCUGAACCACCUGCCGGGGGGCGAGGUGGCGCUCGUCCUGCUGGCGGCGAUGUUGGGCGCUCUGGCCGUGGCCUUCCUGUCGGGCCGCUACGUGCGCACGGCGGCGCAGGUCCUCGCCACGGCCCUGCCGCUGGUGGUUCUGCUCAUCGACGGCAACCUGGGCUACUGGCACCAAACGCGCAGGGUGGAGUUCUGGAACCAGAUGAAGCUCAUCGGACACAACGUGGGGAUCUUCGGCGCCGCCCUCAUCCUGGCGACGGACGCUUGAAGGCUCACACACGGGACUAAAAUCAGUGAACAUGGCGAUCUUGAAACUUUUUGGUACCGUUAAAUAUCUUUGGAGCUGAAAUUAGCCUGAAUGAGAAACUCCAAAUCUGUUUUGAUGGGAAGAAAACAGAACUCUUAUUUAACACUAUUUGAUGUUUUUUGCAAGCUUUUGAUGUAAAUAUGUCCUUUUAUACAGUUGCAUUGUUAUUUUUGUCAUUAAAAUGAGAUCAUGCAAAUUCA